CGCCUUUUCCAUCGGCUGUCUCCCACCUCCCUCAAUCCGCGCCGGAGCUGCCCGCCUUUCCGAAUCAACCCGCCUCUUCCCGCCACAAAUAUGGGCCAAGCUGCCAGCCAGACACAGCGGUUGAGAACACAAGCAAUGCCUCUGAUUGACACAGUGUUUGAGUAUCGAUACAGCUAGUCGGUUUGCUCAGCGUGCCUCGCGGGCUUCGGCGGAUCGAUUCGGAAGCGGCGGCUCGAUGGCGCAUUCAUGUCGAUGGGGUUAAAAUGCAGACCCAGGUCAGAUUCGCGCCCGCCAUCGUACUCGGAGCCAUUGUCGCUAAAUCUUCCUGUCCCGACCGCACCCCGAUCCGACGUCCUUUUUGAAAUAGAUCCGAUGGGAUUCAAGGCUCCGACAGGCAAAAACGCAAUUUAUUUGGGAGUGGUCUUUUUCCUUGCUGGCGGUCUUCUAUGGCUCGUCCAACAAGGGUUGAUGCCCACAAAAUACGUGCUCGACGGCACGAUUAUGGGAAGCUCAUGCACGAACGAAGCUUUACUCGUUGAGGAGCUCGUCAAAUGGAGGAAGAUCGCCGGCAAGAUGAUGUGUCGCGACGGAGCUGAUACGGGCCCGACCGGAGGGUGGUGUCUUGUUCCUUCACAAGAAGACUGGGGAAUCCCGUAUCGAGGCCGAGCCGCGGCGAACCAUGUGCCGGCUGACGAAGGAAUCGGGGCAACAAUCGUCAAGUUCCUCGACGGAAGCAGUAUCGUUGACAUCGGAGCCGGCGUUGGCCAAUAUGGCUUCUAUCUGAAAAACCACGGCGCCAAUAUCGAUUACCGCGGAUACGAUGGAGCCGAAAACGUCGAAGAGUACACUGACGGGUUUCUCAAGUGGAUGGAUGCAACCAACCCUCUGAUGGACACCAUCCAAGGCCGCGCCGACUGGGUCCUUUCUCUGGAAAUCGGCGAGCAUGUCCCUGCUGAAAAAACCGAGGAGCUCCUCAACACCUUUGAUCGUCACAACCGCUACGGCGUGAUCCUUUCUUGGGCGGUUAUUGGACAAGAUGGCCAUCACCACAUCAACAACAAGAACAACGAUGAGGUCGUCAGAAUCAUGGAAAACCAUGGCUACUAUCAAGACUCUUGGGCACUCGACUUUCAGAAAGAGGGCCGAGCCGCAGCUCAGUAUUUUUGGUUCAAGAGCACCUUUAUGGUCUUCAAGAGACGCCAUCCUGUUGUCGCCUGAUCGUGGGGCGCUACAGCUCUGAGAAGGAACACACCCGCACAUCUGCUCCACCGCUAUCGCCCAUGAAGUGGUUCACCAAUGAGAAGCAAUCGACUCGUCACCAGCGCUGUUGCCGCCAGUCGUCAUCAGCAAGUUCGCCUUGGGGGGGGGUGGAAAUAUGGCAACAAAUAUACGAGGCCGAUGAUCGACCUGCAUCCUGUGACC
This is a messenger RNA of Polychytrium aggregatum, 1422 nucleotides long. RefSeq lists its product as uncharacterized. Bases 247 to 1218 code for a protein of 323 amino acids. NCBI's taxonomy places the organism in Eukaryota, Fungi, Chytridiomycota, Chytridiomycetes, Polychytriales. The record is from RefSeq and is a predicted model, not a curated record. The transcript has 2 exons.